AUGCGUUUCAACGAGAAGGAAAUGGUGCAUUUGAGCCGACAGUCGUCCGAAAUGGUCGCCGAGCUUGGGAUGCGAGGACCCAAGAAAGGAGAUGUUGUGAAGAAGAGGCUAGUGAAACUCGUUGUUAACUUCCUCUUCUAUUUUAAGACGGAUGAGGAAGAACCUAUUGGAGCUUUGCUUUUGGAGCAGUGUCGGGUGGAGAAGGAGGACAGCCUGACUUUUUCUAUUGCAUUUCUAGAAGAGGCAGAGAGGAAAUAUCUUUUUGAGUGUGAGUCUGAGGAGCAAUGUGGGAAGUGGAUAGACUCCAUCAUCAAGGCUAGCUAUGAAUUCAUGAGGAGAAACCUCAUAUUCUACAGAACUGAGAUCCACAGGCUCACAGGCAAGGAUCCAUUGGAACAGUACGGCAUAUCAGAUGAAACUCGCUUUCAAGUCACUAACGGCCUGCAACAGACAUCCAGAGAUGCCUCCUCUAUGUAG
Messenger RNA from Nerophis lumbriciformis (worm pipefish), 477 nucleotides. NCBI's taxonomy places the organism in Eukaryota, Metazoa, Chordata, Actinopteri, Syngnathiformes, Syngnathidae. The record is from RefSeq and is a predicted model, not a curated record.